Messenger RNA from Sporothrix brasiliensis 5110, 318 nucleotides. RefSeq lists its product as uncharacterized. The transcript is spliced from 2 exons. Bases 1 to 318 code for a protein of 105 amino acids. NCBI's taxonomy places the organism in Eukaryota, Fungi, Ascomycota, Sordariomycetes, Ophiostomatales, Ophiostomataceae. The record is from RefSeq and is a predicted model, not a curated record.
AUGGACGUCCCCAUCGACCCUGCCACAAACUGCAUCGAGUCAACCUGGGUGGAUUCCCACACGUGGACGCCGGUUGAGCUCGAAGCCGCCCACCGCAGCGGCGCCAACAAAAGCACUUCCGACAGAAAGGCCAUCUACGCCACCUACAACCAAUUGUCCGAGGGUGAUCUGCGCAAGGGAUACUACGAACAUAGAGGAAAGGAGUGGCCGGCGACACAUAUGCGCAAAGAGGGAGAAUCGUAUGCGACGGGCGCACUGACCUACGGUUUUGGUUCACCAAUGCUCAGUGUUGGCGAAGGGAAGCAGGUCACGUUUUAG